Trypanosoma theileri is the source of this 456-nucleotide messenger RNA. RefSeq lists its product as uncharacterized. Lineage: Eukaryota; Euglenozoa; Kinetoplastea; Trypanosomatida; Trypanosomatidae. The coding region runs from base 1 to 456 and encodes 151 amino acids. The transcript has a single exon. The record is from RefSeq and is a predicted model, not a curated record.
AUGAAUUUCUCUUCUUCUGUGGUUCUUUGGAUAGUUCAUUAUACCCCAAGAACAAGAAAGCUAACUCCUGACAUGAUGUUGUUGCGCCGUUUCUUUUAUCUUCUGGCUUUGCUUCUAAGUGUGGCAAUUGUCUGUGUGGCGGCUGGCGCCACUAAUGAUCUUGAGAGAAUGGCUGCUGAGCAUCAGAAACAUGUGGAUGAGAUUAAGAAAAAGACUGCUGACGUGGAAGCCAAGUUUAAUGCUCAGCUUGGUAGUAUUCGUACUCCACCUGAAGCGACUCGUAUUGCUGCUGAUAAUGAGAAGGCGCUUCGUGAAGCUGGCAUUACGAUUUCUGGUGAAAAUGGUGGAGCUGCAGGAGCGAAGAGUGAAGGGAAGAAUGCAGCCAGCGUCAGUUCUGUGUGGAUGAGUGCGUCUCUACUGAUUGUGGUUACACUGGCCUUUAUUCUUGUGUGCUGA